Messenger RNA from Brachypodium distachyon (stiff brome), 1793 nucleotides. Its product is annotated as BAG family molecular chaperone regulator 1. The transcript has 3 exons. Gene Ontology annotation, biological process: protein stabilization. The record is from RefSeq and is a predicted model, not a curated record. The coding region runs from base 289 to 1350 and encodes 353 amino acids. NCBI's taxonomy places the organism in Eukaryota, Viridiplantae, Streptophyta, Magnoliopsida, Poales, Poaceae. Gene Ontology annotation, molecular function: protein-folding chaperone binding; adenyl-nucleotide exchange factor activity. Gene Ontology annotation, cellular component: cytoplasm.
CCAUGCUGCUCUUCUUGCCUAGCUAGCUUGCUUCAUCAUCAACCUCUCGCCAGGCCGGCCGGCCAAUGCUAUUAAAUUUCCUCCAUUAGCUUCCAAGCUUCCCUCCUGCCUCCCCGAUUCCCCCAUUGCCUUGAUAUCCCCGGGCGCCCAGGCCCCGGUCUCGCUUUAAUCGACCCGUUCCCGCCAUAUAUUCUUCUUCUCUGCCUCGAAGCUAGCCGGAAGAAGAAUCAAGCUAGGUGCUAGCAGCAUCUUUGAUUUGCAGCCGCAGAGAGCGCGAAUUGAGGAGGGAUGCUGGGAGUGAUCCCCAAGUCGAGGAGAGCCGCGGCGGCCGUGGAGCUCGGGUCGCCGCCGACGAUGAAGAAGAAGACGAGCCCUCCUUCUCCUUCUCCGGCGACGGUGGCGGCGGGGGGGAAGGUGGCCGCGGAGGAGGUGUGGGAGGUCCGGCCGGGCGGGAUGCUCGUCCAGAAGCGCGACGCGGGGGGCGACGAGGAGAUUCAGCCGGCGCUGAGCUCGGUGAAGCCGGUGCCGACGAUCCGUGUCAAGGUGAAGCAGCACGGCGGCGCGACCCACGAGAUCUACAUCAGCGCGGAGGCGACGUUCGGGGAGCUGAGGAAGAUGGUGGCGGAGCGGACGGGGGCGCACCCGGAGGACCUCAAGGUGUCGUACAAGGACAAGGCGCGGGACCCCAAGGCGUUCCUCGACAUGGCCGGCGUCAAGGACCGGUCCCGGAUCGCCGUCGCCGACGACCCCGAGGCCCGCGCCCGCCGCCUCGUUGAGGAGCGCCGGGAAGGGCACCUCCGCAAGGCCGCCGCCGCUGUCAGUGCCGUCGCCGCCGAGGUCGACAAGAUCGCCCCCAAGGUGGAGGCGAUGGAGGCGUCGGUGAGGAAAGGGGAGAAGGUGGCGGAGAAGGAUUUGGUGACGGUGACGGAGCUGCUCAUGAACGAGCUGCUCAAGCUCGACGCCGUCGUCGCCGGCGGCGACGUCAAGGCCCAGCGCCGGGUUCAGGUGAAGAGGGUGCAGAAGUACGUGGAGACGCUGGACGCCGUGGCGGCCAAGAACGCCGCCAUCGUUUGCAAGCCAGCCGCCGGGAAGCAGAAGCCGCAGCCGCAGCCACAGCCGCAGUCUCUUCGCCAACAGCAGCCGCCGCAGCAGCAGACACAUCGCCAGCAGCAGCAGCAGCAGACUCAGCGCCAACAGCAGCAGCAGCAGCAGCCGACGCGGUGGGAGAUGUUCGACCUGCUGUCGUCGCUGCCGUCCACGUCGUCGGCGGCCUCCUCCACCACCACCGUCAGCUCCACGGCGUCCUCCGGCGCGCCGCCGCAGGCCAACCGCCUCGACUGGAUGCUCUGAUUCUGAAGGAAACCGCAUUACAUUGCCCCAGCAACGGCCAAGGGAAAUCCAAGAGAUCUGCUUUGAUGAGAAAAUGAUUGAAUUGGAUUCGGUUGGAUCAUGCAUGUGCUUAGUUCAUCAUGCGAGAGAUGUCAAAAGUGUUUCUUCUCCUUCUUCUCUUUUUCUUCUUCUUCUUCUUCUUGGUCAGUCAUCAAAUGUUUGAUAUGAAUUCUUUUUGUGUGCAUACUCCGUCAGAGAAAGGGAAAACAGCGUCGACCAAAGCUAGUUUGGAAUAUCAUCAUGCAACAAAGUGUGCUACUGUAGUAAAAAUUCAGAUUGGGGGAAAUAUGUCAAAGACUAGAGUUGUGUACACAAAUACAUACAUUGUUCGGUCCUUCAGUCUGGAUUCAUUUCCCCACUUUUUUCUGUUAAAACAAAACAAAAAAAGGGAUCAAUUUUUCUGC